This is a messenger RNA of Apaloderma vittatum (bar-tailed trogon), 696 nucleotides long. RefSeq names its product ankyrin repeat domain-containing protein SOWAHD-like. The record is from RefSeq and is a predicted model, not a curated record. Gene Ontology annotation, molecular function: protein binding. Lineage: Eukaryota; Metazoa; Chordata; Aves; Trogoniformes; Trogonidae.
AUGCCCAGCGUGCCCUCCCGCCGUGCAGAAUCGGUUCCUCCUUUGCCUAACGCCGGCGCAGGAAGUGUGGGUACCCGAAGGAAGGAGCUGAAGGAAAUCCUCCUGCAGAGCAACAGCCCUGGCAGCACCAUGAGGUUUGCCACCACACAGAAGACAUCCAGCGGCAGCAGUGUCCUUGCAGGGCUGCGUCAAGAACAGAAGCCUGAGCAGAGCCCCGAGGUGCUCUCCCUUGCCCUGGAUCCCCUGGAGCACGGGCUGCUGACGGUGGCUGAGGGUGAUGCGGACAACAUCGUCAGGCUGCUGGACCUGGACCCCAGCCUGCUGACCAGGAAAGACUUUGUGACAGGCUUCACCGCUCUCCACUGGCUUGCCAAGCAUGGCCGUCAUGAAAGUUUCAUCCGGGUCAUCUCCCAUGCCCAGAAGAAGGGCUAUCCUGUCAAUGUGAACAUCCCCACAGCCAGUGGUGGGCUCACCCCCUUGCACCUGGCUGCCCUUCAGGGGCACGAGCUGCUCAUCAAAGCUAGGGACCACAACGGCCGCAAGGCUUGGCAGUACCUGAGGGCAGACACCUCCAGGGAGCUGAAGGAGCUGGCGGGGGCCUUGGAGGAGGACUUGGUCCAGUUGUGCUCUCACAACACCAACAACAACUCCCACCAGACCCCCAUGGUGGGACGUCACAUGCUGGCCUUGCUGUGA